Glarea lozoyensis ATCC 20868 is the source of this 2013-nucleotide messenger RNA. RefSeq names its product Protein kinase-like (PK-like). NCBI's taxonomy places the organism in Eukaryota, Fungi, Ascomycota, Leotiomycetes, Helotiales, Helotiaceae. The record is from RefSeq and is a predicted model, not a curated record. The coding region runs from base 1 to 2013 and encodes 670 amino acids. The transcript has a single exon.
AUGGUAGCAGGUAUCUGCUUGCGCAGCUUCGCAUCUCAAUGUAGAAACCAAAGUACACGCUCAUUUAGCAGCUCCAGCAAUCUCGUUCCCCUCCGUCGCAAAGCGCAAUACCCGAUUUCCAAUCCAUUACCUGUCACGACUAGACGCUCCGUACAAACACAACAAUAUGCUGCUUUUGCGCCUCCGUCUCCAGAAUCUUUAGGAAAAGCUGCACCUCCGAAGCAGUACAAACGAACGAUAAAAUGGGGUAGACGUUUCUUAAUACUUGGAGCGGUGGCGGGCACUCUGUAUCUCAUUGAUACCCGACUCUACGCCGCCUCGAUUACAAGAUCACUUCGAACUUUCGGUCUGGGAAUAUUAGUGGCUAUAGACUACAAGCUUAACUUCCGACCGAAACCUCUCACGGGCGGAACGAUCACAGAUCUUCACCGGCGCAAUGCGGAAAGGAUGUUUAAUCUGUUGCAUCAAAAUGGAGGAUUAUAUCUGAAGAUUGGCCAGGCGAUAGCUAUGCAGAGUGCAGUUUUGCCUCCGGAAUUUCAGAAGAUGUUUGCUAGAAUGUUUGAUGAUGCGCCGCAGAAUGAUUGGAAUGAUGUUGAAAGAGUUAUAAGGGAGGACUUUGGGAGAAGUCCCGAGGAAGUCUUUGGAGUAUCUUUCACAAACGAACCAGGAUUUGGCGUAAUGGAGAAGAAAGCUAGGGCCUCUGCUUCGGUCGCUCAGGUACAUUGGGCUAGGUUAUCGGAUGGUAGAGAAGUGGCAAUCAAAGUUCAGAAAAGAGAGAUUGCGUCCCAAGUUGGCUGGGAUCUAUGGGCUUUCAGGGUCGUCAUGAAGGUUUACACCAAAUGGUUCGACUUGCCUCUGUAUUCUCUCGUCCCAUACAUCACCGAGAGACUGAUGUUGGAAACCGACUUUGUAAAUGAAGCAAACAACUCUGAGAAAAUGGCCGAGCUAGUUCGAGGAGAACCACGUCUUCGAGAUCGAGUAUACAUUCCAAAGGUCUACCGCGAGUUAUCAUCCAAACGAAUAAUGACAGCGGAAUGGAUUGAAGGCGUCCGUCUCUGGGAUAAAGAGACUCUUCAAGGUACCUGGCUUGGUGGCUACGCUAAAGGCUCUCCAGGAGCAAAUGCCUCACCUCUAUCCGCACCCUCCAUCCCACCAAACAACGGAACAGGGAACCUCAAACCAGACCGUGACCAAUGGAAAGGAAAGAACGGCAAAGGCGGUCUUGGUCUCUCUCUCAAAGAAGUAAUGACCACAAUGGUCGACCUCUUCUCCGCCCAAAUGUUCCUCUGGGGUCUCGUCCACUGCGAUCCUCACCCAGGAAACAUCUUCAUCCGUCGCAAACCCAACGGACACACCGAACUCGUGCUAAUCGACCACGGUCUCUACGUCUCCAUGACACCUAAAUUCCGGCACCAAUACUGUCAAUUCUGGAAAGCAAUCAUGACCUUCGACAACGACACCCUCAAAACCAUCACCUCAGCCUGGGGCGUCAAAGCCCCCGACCUCUUCGCCAGCGCCACCCUCAUGAAACCCUACGACGGCGGCGACGGCAGCACGAAAUCGCGCAUCACCACCGAGCUCAAGGGCAAAACGCAGGCCGAACGCCAUUACGAGGUCCAGGAACGCAUGCGUCAAGGCAUCCGUGAGAUCCUCUCCGAAGAAGACAAUUUCCCCCGCGAACUCCUGUUCAUCGGCCGCAAUAUGCGCAUCGUGCAGGGCAACAACCAGUUCCUCGGCUCCCCCGUGAAUCGGAUCAAGAUGACGGGUUCGUGGGCGAGUAGGAGUCUGGUCGAUAGCAAGGACCUCAGUUUUGGGGAACGCGUGGUUAAUGGGUGGAAACAUCUCAUCUUUAGAUUCGUGUUGUUCGGCAGUGAUAUCGUGUUUUAUACUAGUAAAGUAAGGCAGAUUCUCGGGUUCGGAGGCGGUAUGGAAGAUGAUAUCGAGAAACAGAUGAGGUUUCUUGCGAAGGAUCAGUUCGGGGUGGAGUUGCAACAUAGUGUUUUCGAGGGGUAG